CUUGCACUACGCCUUGCUCCGUGUUUUGGUCAUACUGAGUGUGGAUGAUGGACCUGCUACAGGGGAAAGUCGACAUGAAUGAUUCAGCUGAUGAGGAGUACCAAAUAUUUCUUAGUUUACACGAAGCCGCUCUUAUGUCAUGUAGAAUACCUCCCCUGUAUUGGAAAAGCGUGUAUUAUAAACUUUCCAAUGAGGUGUUUGAUGCAGGGGAAGUGUUUGGGGUUAUGCAGGUGGAGCUGGAAGAGGAAAAUGAAGCGGAAGAAGUGAGGAGAUCAAACCCAGGAGCUGAAGUGACCUGCAAAGUAAUUGUGAUGCGCCAAAGUGGCUUGCAGGCUACUGACCCCAGCAGUGUGUUCCUCGUGGACCACGCCUGGACAUAUAGAACACAGAACGCAAGGCAGCAGUUGGAGACUACACCUGGCUUGUUGGCUCGUAUGGCUGCUCUCAUGGGUGUGGACUUUCAUGGUGAGGUCCCUGACCCAGACGUCGUGGAACAGGUGCUUACCCAUAUGUGGAAGUAUAACCAGACCUACCAACUGUCUCAUGGGUCAGCUGAAGACAAGGUGCCCGUGUGGUACAUCAUGGAUGAGUUUGGGUCCCAGGUGCAGCAUUCCAGUCAUCCCACUUGCUGUAUGGCCCCCUUCUUUUUCGGACCCCAGCAGAUGGCAUAUUCUAUCCUGUGGCCUCUUCAGGACCUGGGCUUUGGAGAUGAAGUGACACGUGAUUAUGCUUAUGGUGAGAGUGACCCCCUAAUACGAAAGUGUCGCCUGCUACCCUGGGAACCAUCUGAUCUACGAAGUGUGAGCAGUACGACUCCUGAACCUUCUGAUAUAUAUUAUGAGGCUAUCUCAAGGGAGAACAAAGAAAUCCUUCCCCUCCAAAUCGAGCCUCCCAGUUUCUCAAAAGAAAAAGUAUUCAAGGUUUACACUGAGAUGAAGCAGGUCCAGGAGAACCUCAGACACCCUCGCUUCCAGCUCACCGACAGCAUGGAAGAAGCUGACAUCCUCUGGCUUUUCUCCCACAUCCGGGAUUACAGGAAGCUGAGUGAGGACAGACCACAUAUUCUUUUGAACCAGUUCCCCUGUGAGACCAUUGUCACAGUGAAAGACUGCCUGGCUGCGAUUGCACGGAGAGUAAGAGAUGGCCAGGGAGCUAAAUGGCUUCCUAAGACUUUCAACCUACAGACUGAGCUGCCCCAGUUCAUCAGUCAUUAUCAACAGAACCAAGAGAGGGGGCUGGACAACCAUUGGAUCUGCAAGCCCUGGAACUUGGCACGGGGUCUCGACACCCACAUCUCCAGUGACUUAAAUUACAUUAUCAGACAGAGGGAGAGCACCCCAAAGGUGGUAUGCAAGUACCUGGAGGAUCCUGUGUUGUUCAACAGGGAGGAGGUAUCCACGCCUAGUGCCUCUCCUCCAGCAUCCACAAUCAGCAAAAUAUUAAUACAUUCAUUGUGUUCAUUUUACGUCAUAAAGGUACAACCCCAAUUCCAAAAAAUUUGGGACGUUGUGCAAAUUGAAGAGAAAAAAAAACAGAAUGCAAUGAUAUGGAAAUUUUAUAAGCCCAUAUUUUGUUCAUAACAAAACAUAGCAAACAUAUCAAAUGUUUAAACUGAGAAAAUGGGCCAUUUUAUGGAAAAAAUAAUGUAAUUUUGAAUGUCAUGGCAGCAACACGUUACAAAAGUUGGGACAAGACUAUGUUUACCACCCUGUGGCAUUACCUCUUCUUUUAAUAACAGUCUGUAAACGUCUGGGGACUGAGAUCAUCAGUUGCUCGAGUUUUGGGAGAGGAAUGUUCUCCCAUUCUUGUCUGAUAUAGGUUUCUAGUCCUAGAUCUUCUGUGUCGUAAAUUCUCUUUUAUGAUGUGCCAAAUGUUCUCAGUGGGUGAAAGAUCUGGACCGCUAGCUGCUUCUUUGAAUGAUACAGUUUUAAAUGGAAUCUUCAGAUGGCAUGGUGAAUUGUGUUCACUGACAAUGUUUUAUGGAAAUAUUCCUGAGCCCAUUUAAUGAUUUCCAUUGUAAGAUCGUACCUAUCUGUGAGGCAGUGCCAUCUAAGGGCCCGAAGAUCAUGGGCAUCCAGUAUGGCUUGCCCCUUACAGAGAUUUCUCCAGAUUCUCUGAAUCUUUUUAUUAUAUUAUAUACUGUAGAUGAAGAUAUUUUCAACCUCUUUGCAAUUUUAUACUAAGGAAUUUUUUACUGAAAUUGCUUCACUAUUUGUUGGUGCAGUAUUAGAGGGAUUGGUGAUCCUCUACCAAUCUUUAUUUCUGAGAGACCCAGCAACUCAAAUUAUUUGCAAAUUGUUGCUGUUGGGUUUUUGUACCACUAACUUUUUCAGCCUCCUAUCACCUCCUUCCCAACUUUUUGAGACUUGUUUGCUAAUAGUAAUAAUAAUGAUACAUUGAUCCCCGUGGGGAAAUUGUCUUUACGCCUCUCUCAACUUGCUCUUUGUAGAGUAAGGUGUCUGCGGAGGGCAGCCAUCUGUUGGGGUGCCCAGGGAACUGGGGGUUAAGGGCCUGAGCCACACGCUGCCCCCCCCCCAACCCCCCGAAUUUUUCUGUCAUGAAAUUCAAAUUGCGGCAGUAUUUAUCAA
Molecule: messenger RNA, 2588 nt
Organism: Brienomyrus brachyistius
Lineage: Eukaryota; Metazoa; Chordata; Actinopteri; Osteoglossiformes; Mormyridae
Gene: ttll12
Product: tubulin tyrosine ligase-like family, member 12
Exons: 11
Coding region: 45-1580 (511 amino acids)
Biological process (GO): protein modification process
Molecular function (GO): ATP binding
Source: RefSeq, a predicted model, not a curated record